Molecule: messenger RNA, 1299 nt
Organism: Toxotes jaculatrix (banded archerfish)
Lineage: Eukaryota; Metazoa; Chordata; Actinopteri; Toxotidae
Gene: henmt1
Product: HEN methyltransferase 1
Exons: 9
Coding region: 1-1299 (432 amino acids)
Biological process (GO): piRNA processing; RNA methylation; siRNA processing
Cellular component (GO): nucleus; cytoplasm
Molecular function (GO): RNA methyltransferase activity; O-methyltransferase activity
Source: RefSeq, a predicted model, not a curated record
AUGGCACAGAUGUUCACCCCGCCGCUUCAUAGGCAGAGACAUCAGUUUGUCAUCGAUUUUGUGAAGAGAAACAAACCCAAAAAGGUGGUGGACUUGGGUUGUAGUGAGUGCAGCCUCCUCAAAAAGCUCAGGUUUCACCGUGAAAUUGACCUUCUGGUUGGAGUGGACAUCGACGGGACCAAAGUCAAGAAAAAGAUGCAUGGAUUAGCUCCUAUAUCAACUGACUAUCUGCAGCCCAGCUACAAUCAGCUGCGCAUUGAGCUGUACCAGGGCUCAGUCACACAGAAAGACGCCUGCCUCAGAGGAUUUGAUCUGGUGACCAGUAUAGAGCUCAUAGAGCACCUCACUCUUGCUGAUGUGGAGCGUUUCUCUGAGGUGGUGUUUGGUUACAUGACCCCCGUGGCAGUUAUCGUCAGCACCCCAAACUCAGAGUUCAACCCCCUUCUCCCUGGACUGGCAGGUUUCAGGCACAGGGAUCACAAGUUUGAGUGGACCAGAGCAGAGUUCAGAUCCUGGGCUCUGAAGGUGUGUUUGGAGUUUGGAUAUGAGGUGGAGUUCACUGGUGUUGGUCAGGCACCGUCAGGCCAGCAGGAGAGAGUCGGCUUCUGCUCUCAGAUUGGGGUGUUUCGUCGGCUCGGGGGGAGAGAUGGCUGCAAUAUGUUGCUUUGUGACGAUGCAGAGGAUGUUUCUCCAUACGUUCUGCUGUACAGUGUAAACUAUCCCAGCUUGCGUGACCACAACAUCUUGCGGAGGGUUCUGGUGAGCGAGGUGUUGUUUUGGGCAGAAAAACUGAAGAGAAGAUGGAUGGAGGAGAAGACUGGCGCUCAUAGACUGUGUCAGACUGAGGGAGGAGGAGAGGAAUGUCUGUCAGAGCGACACGUGGAGAUGAAGGAGAAGCAGACAGUGUGUGAGGCAGGGAUGAGAAAUCUUGUGGAGCAGCGUGGGAAAGGUGUGUCAGAGGAUCAGGAAGAAGAGGAUGAAGUAUUUGGGACAAAUGGGCAAAGGCAAGAAGAUUGUUGCACAUUGCACAGGUGUGUGUCUGUACCUCUGGAUGUGCUGUGGUCCUGCUGUCCCAAAGUCAGUUCCCUGAGUGGAAGUCUCAGUAAUCUCAGACGUCUGUUGAUGGAUGACCCUGAAGUUAAACUGAGCCAGGAUGGCACUGCUGUGCUAGUAAAUUACCAGGAACAAGACCUUGAAGAGAAGGAGGACCCUGACGAGUUAGAGGACAGUGGGUACGCAGAGGCCGGACAGUGCUCCCACACUACUGAACAAGGGGAGGACUGGGAGGCAAAUGUUUGA